UCUCGGCUCGAACCAGGCUCAAUCUGCGUCCUGCCUGUGUCUCUGCUGAGUCGUUCGAAGCUGCGAACAUCUAUCUGUUUAAUUGUUUGAAUUGUCAAAUAGUGCGUGAAUUCGUAGUGAAGUGAGGCACCGCGACCAUUGCGAUUGAAAGUUUGUGCGACUAAAAUUGCGCUGAUUGGCAUUGCGAUGCCUAUGUUAACGUACAAUAAUGUCAGUUGCGGAACGUCGGAAAAUGAAAACGGUUCACCGGCGGAUUCCUUAAUUUCCAAUGACGGCGAAAUCGUAGAUGAUCCCAAUGAUUCUCCAGAAACGCCAAGAGAUACGGAAGAAGAAGCUACUCUUUCUGACGAAUUUUAUUCGCAUGACACCGAUGACGACGAUGAAGGGAGAAAAAAACGAGAUCGAGCUAAUUCUGCCGACGGUGUUUCCUCGUCCACAAAUGGUCUACUGGAAUCUUCAUCUUCGCGUAGUGGAGGACUAGGUGUAAGAAAAUUAUUCACAAACAGUCGUGAGAGAUGGCGGCAGCAAAACGUCAGUGGAGCUUUCGCGGAAUUGAGAAAGUUGGUUCCAACACAUCCACCCGACAAAAAAUUAUCGAAACAUGAAAUUUUACGUCAAGCAAUCAAAUAUAUUCGCGUGCUUAUCAACGUCUUAGACUGGCAAAAGUUACAAGAACGCAAUGGUAUUAUUAAAACGGAUAUUCGAGUAAAAACUGAACCAGUGCAGCAGCCAACAAACAUGAAUCUCAAUUCAACCCCAAACUAUCAAACGAAAGCAAUUGCUUGUCUCAAGCAAGAAAAUUAUUGUCGUAUAAAUUUACCCAAUGCGCGGCACGGAGAUAUUCCAGUUCCUAAUACUAAUCCCAAUCAUUAUGAUAAGAACCGGAACACUCUUUUAGUCAAUGCGGCGCCAAAUAUAAUCAAUCAUGUUGUACCUACAACGUCGAAUAACAUUAUAAACAGCGCUAUUCCAUUCAUCGUGAGCCAUUCAUCAAUCAAUGGUAUAGCAUCUUCCAGGCUUGUCAAUGGAAAAAUAAAUCCGAUCAAAAGUGGACCAGUCCAGGUGCCAACGGGACAGCAUCACGUGUCUUCAAGUUCGUCUACGAUAUCAAUGAGCAACAAUAGUAACAGUUCGAUGAAGAGGUUGAAGAGAGAAUCAAGGGAUGAUGAAGAUAUAAAUAAUCGGAAUAGGGAUUGUCAUCAAAUAAGAGAAUCGAAUCAGGAAGAAUUAGUGUCCUCGAGAAAAAGAUUAAAAGUAACCUACGUAAAGAAUUCUGGACGGAUUUAAAACCUUGUUAAACGAAAGUCUCGCAUUGUGUCCUGUAACAUAUCGUUUCUGUAAAUGUUACCUAAAAAUCUUUGAUUUGACAGUGAUGGCAUAUUCUAUGCGAAAUGAAAGAAAGUUAUUGUAUCCGAAGAAGAUUUCGUCAACUCG
Molecule: messenger RNA, 1434 nt
Organism: Phymastichus coffea
Lineage: Eukaryota; Metazoa; Arthropoda; Insecta; Hymenoptera; Eulophidae
Gene: HLH3B
Exons: 4
Coding region: 187-1287 (366 amino acids)
Biological process (GO): regulation of transcription by RNA polymerase II
Molecular function (GO): protein dimerization activity; RNA polymerase II cis-regulatory region sequence-specific DNA binding; DNA-binding transcription factor activity, RNA polymerase II-specific
Source: RefSeq, a predicted model, not a curated record